Adineta steineri is the source of this 225-nucleotide messenger RNA. The record is from the annotation of a GenBank genome assembly. NCBI's taxonomy places the organism in Eukaryota, Metazoa, Rotifera, Eurotatoria, Adinetida, Adinetidae.
AUGCUUUUCAUAAGUCAAAUAUCAGUUAUUCAAGCUAAAAAACCAACAUGUGACAAUCAAGUUAACUGUUUAGUUGAUCCAUGCAAAUUUGCAACAUGCAAGAAGUAUCCAACGGCUGUUUGUCGUUCGAAUUAUUGUGGUGGGUGCUUUGCUGAUUUUUAUGUUCGUUGCAAAAAAGUCGAUUGUGGUAAUACGGAUACUGGGGAACAAGCUGUACCAGCAUAA